GUUGUGAGGUUAUAUGUUAAAGGCUUGAUACAUUUGACGUGAAUUGUAAGUCAAAAAUACUUUUUACAAUUUUAAUGGAAAGACCUAAGAAUUUGAGGGAACAAUAAAAAAUGGAAAACUAUGUGUCAAUAAUUAAAGUGAAGAAACCUCUUGAAAAAGUUUCGAGCCCAUCGCUUGGUGCUUCAUUUAAUCUUAACUCUUAUAGAGAUAUAGAUGCUACUAAAUCGGAAAUUAGUCGUUUGAAGCAGUUUUCAGAAUUUUCUGUCGAUGGUAAACUUUCCGAAGAAAAUGGGGAUAGGCGUGAAACUUUAGACUCAAAAAAGUCAAAUGAAUUUGUAGUUAAACAUCGUAAUCAUAUCAUUCGAAAAAUUUAUUUUGAGGACAAACAAUUUGGUAUGUACGCAGCAAAAUUCUCAUCAAAUGGUGAAACAUUUGCAUCGGCUUUUGGAUCAGGUUGUAUUCAGCUAAGAAACGGGAAAACAGGGGAGUUACGAAUGACAAUCAAAUGCAGUUUGGAUACUUCACUACCUAUCACAAGCUGUCGAUUUCAUCCAAAUGAAAAAGAAGUAUUUUUCGCUUCUAGUGCAAGUGGAAAUAUAUAUCUUUGUAGAACCGAUAAUAUAGAAUUUUGGAAAUUCGCUGAAGAAACCGGCAACGAAAUUAAUUGUAUUGAUAUUAAUAUUUCGGGAAAGCAGAUAGUAUCAGGAGGUAAAGAUGCCGGUAUCAGAGUUUAUGAUGUUGACACAGGAAAAAUUAUUAUGAAUUAUCAAAAAGAAAAAGAAGUCAUGAUCCCUGAAAAUGCAGUGAAUUUGCAUCAAAUGAGAGUUUAUGCUGUAAAAUUCAAUCCAGCAGAUGAUAACGUUUUUAUGAGUGGAGGAUGGGAUAACACUGUGAAAAUAUGGGAUUCACGCAUAGGUGAAAAAUGUGUUCGAAUGAUUCAUGGACCCCACAUCUGUGGAGAUUCUAUCGAUAUACGCGAAGACCGACUGUUGACUGGCUCUCACGUGGUUAAAGAUAGUUUGCAAAUCUGGGACCUGCAGAGCUGCAAGCUUAUCGAGACGAUCAAUCCCAUUAAUCGUUCGGUAUCUGAGAAAGGCGAACAUAUCUAUGCAGCUCAAUUUUUUCAUGGUGAUCCGUAUGGUACUCACGUGAUAGUCGGCAGCUCUUCCAUCGGAAACGUGGAGAUUAUAAAUCUUAAAACGAAAGAGAUUGUCGCUGCAUUCGCAACGCCAAAAGCUACUUUAGCUAUUGAUAGUUAUCAGUCACGAAUUGUUUAUGGUGGCAUGGAUACAGCUAUUACAUUGACGGAAUUUCAUUAA
Messenger RNA from Trichogramma pretiosum, 1319 nucleotides. RefSeq names its product general transcriptional corepressor tupA-like. The record is from RefSeq and is a predicted model, not a curated record. The coding region runs from base 111 to 1319 and encodes 402 amino acids. The transcript has 9 exons. Gene Ontology annotation, molecular function: protein binding. NCBI's taxonomy places the organism in Eukaryota, Metazoa, Arthropoda, Insecta, Hymenoptera, Trichogrammatidae.